Culex quinquefasciatus (southern house mosquito) is the source of this 1232-nucleotide messenger RNA. RefSeq lists its product as uncharacterized. The record is from RefSeq and is a predicted model, not a curated record. Gene Ontology annotation, molecular function: single-stranded DNA endonuclease activity; metal ion binding; RNA endonuclease activity. Lineage: Eukaryota; Metazoa; Arthropoda; Insecta; Diptera; Culicidae. Bases 41 to 1210 code for a protein of 389 amino acids. Gene Ontology annotation, cellular component: mitochondrial inner membrane; nucleus. Gene Ontology annotation, biological process: apoptotic DNA fragmentation. The transcript is spliced from 5 exons.
AGUCAAGCUGCGCGGGCAGUACCUGUAGCGUGUACCAGAAAUGAAACAACUAACAUAUUUGGCCGUUUGGGCGGCGUUCCUGCAGAUCGUAUGGGGACAAUGCCUGGUGAACCUCAGGAACGACUUGACGUCUCCGGAGCCGGUGUUUCUUCGUGGAAACCAGUUAUGGGCACCGAACGGCGCUGCUUUGCUGUGGAACUCCGGAGAGGCUACUACCAUUUCUUGCCAAAACGGUCAACUUAACGGAUUUGGUGUCUCAACUGCAUCGUUGACGUGUCAAGCUGGAACGACGUUCACCAUCGGUGGAACGCAGGUUGAUUCGAGGGCUUUGACCUGCACGCAGCGUAUCACGGGUGAUUUGGAUGCCACGACGACUGCAUGCGCUGGUGGUGCUGGUCAAUUCCGCAAUAUCGGGUUCAGACUGACAGAUGGCCAGCUCGUAACUUACAUUCAGUCGUGCUACAACGUGAACACUGCUUCUGUUAUCUACACGCGUCACAUUAUUCCGGGGAGAGCCAUCAACCAUGCCAUCAGCGAGUCGUAUCGGCCAUCCUUCAAGGUGGCGGGAACUGCUGGUCAUGUCAGUCCCGCAACUUCCUACACCACUGCUCAACAGAGAGUUAGGCUGGCUGCUCUGCUGGGUUCCCAGGAACAAGCUGACCGGUUCAUUACCACCAGUUCGUACAUGUCCCGCGGUCACUUGGCUCCGGAUGCUGAUGGUAUUUUCCGGUCGUGGCAGUGGGCUACUUAUUUCUACGUGAACGUUGCUCCACAAUGGCAGCAAACCAACGGAGGUAACUGGUUGGUCGUGGAGAACGCCGCCCGUAACAUCGCAGGUCGUCUUCAAGAGGACGUACUUAUCUUCAACGGCGCCCACGGAGUCAUGACGCUGCCCCAUGUGAACGGCCAGCAAAUCCCAAUCACCCUGGAAGCAGGUGGUAUUGAGGCACCCAAGUGGUACUGGAAGAUCAUCAAGUCACCGAACACCAACUCGGGCAUUGCGCUGAUCACCAACAAUGAUCCGUUCCGAACGAGCAUGCCAGCUGCGGAGAUGCUCUGCACGGACGUGUGUGCCACCUAUGGCUGGGCCAACGCAAACUAUGGAAACUUUGCCCGGGGUUAUACCUACUGCUGUACGGUAGCGUCGCUCAUGCAGGCCAUUCCGGCAAUUCCGGCCGAGGCAGCGGUGGCUAAUGUGUUGCGGUUCUAGGUUGAAUAGCACACUUCAAUCU